GCUGGACUGUAUGCUUGCUUUCUCUGAACUGCAAUCACUGCAAUGGCGGAUUACGAUACCUACGACGACCGGGAUCGGGCAUAUGGCAGCUUUGGUGGAGGAAGAGGAAGGCCCCGAGGAGGUGGCGGCCCUGGGGGGCCCCGAAAGCAGAAGGAGUUGCCUACAGAGCCCCCAUACACUGCCUAUGUGGGCAACCUGCCCUUCAACACAGUGCAAGGAGACAUUGAUGCCAUUUUCAAAGACCUCAAUGUCAGGAGUGUUCGGCUAGUCAGAGACAAAGAGACAGACAAAUUCAAGGGUUUCUGUUAUGUUGAAUUUGAUGACUUGGAAUCCCUAAAAGAAGCCUUGACGUAUGAUGGUGCUCUCUUGGGAGACCGGUCACUCCGAGUGGACAUCGCAGAGGGACGUCGGCAAGAGAAAGGUGCUGGAUUUGGUUUCCGAAAAGAUGACAGAGGCCGGGGUGGCUCACGUGGUCCCAGAGGAGGGGGGCGGGAUUCCAGAGAUGACUACGACCAAUCAGGAGGAUAUAGAGAUGAUGACUUCAUGGGUGGGAGGAGUCGAGGCGGCGGGCGUCCUGGGGACAGGAGAGGGGGUGGCUCCGGAGGCAUGGGAGGGCGCUACAGAGAUGGUCCACCUCGUGGGAGUAAUGCGGACUUCAGAGAACCCUCUGACGAGGAGAGGGCACAGAGACCACGACUACAGCUGAAGCCACGCACAGUGGCCGCUCCACUGAACCAAGUCGCCAACCCCAACUCUGCCAUCUUCGGCGGGGCAAAGCCACGGGAGGAGAAUUAGUAAAUGGAUGUGGCUGCGUUGUUCAGGAAUACUAUACUGGAUUUGGCUUCGUUCAAAAAUCGCCCAAAGAGGGCGAUGUGUCCCACCUCCACCACCCCCGUUCCCACACCAAAAGCAAGUAACUGGGACAGGUACCUAUUCAAUUCUGCGCCUUUGGGAAAAGAUGUGUAUGAUGUGAUUUCAUGAUGUGUAAUUUCUCUGUUCCUAAAGGCAUCUUUUGUGUUAUGCAGUAAUAACAUUUGUUGACAUUCAACAGUCAAGGCUGUUGUGUGUGUGAUCUUCCAUUGCUGCUGUCUUUGCGAAGUAAGUGUUUCACCUCCACUCUGAAUUGAUUAGUAUAACAACGGGGACAUUUUGUCACUGAAUUCUGGCAUCGUUUUUAAAAGAUUUUUGACCGGAUUUGGUUCAGUCAGCGUGACCGUAGCUUUAUGUCCAUUUCAACUAGAAAAGCGACUUCAGUGUGCAGCAGAGGUAAACGAAGCCCCAGAUAAAUGGUAGUUCUUGUCACUCUAACAGGUAUUCACUCUUCAAAAUCCACUGAUACAUAGGAAAGCCUAUGCCAAAAACUGCUCUUUCAAUUUAAAACUGACUUAAACCACCUACAUAUAGGAAAAUAUAUGAAGACAUAGGAUAAAGUAACCUAUCUGAUUUUCUGUCUCAGUCUAGAGUGCACGAAACAUUCUGUGCUCUAGUCUCACUGCCUGUAGAUCAAACGCAUAAUGCUUGAGGACGUGUUUUUUGGAACACUUAACUGACCUUUUCUGGGUGUGAAAUUGCAUAAGUGACGCCUUUUUUUUACUCUACAUUUAGACCAGCUCUCUUUGUCCUUGUUUUUUUUUUUUCCUACACGGUUUAUGGCAAUAAAGUGUAACUUCUACAGACGUUUUUAAGAAUGUGUGUAAAUGGAAAAAAAGCCUUCAAUGCGGUGUUUGUUCUCCUGGCUCAUUUUUUUGUCCUGAUGGGGUGGCAUUUAGUGAGGUUAGAAAAACCCAUUGGUGUGCCUCCCAGGGAGAUAAGUUCAGAACUGGAGAGUUCUUCUGUAUGGGUACUUCUGAAAUUAUGGACUUUUCAUUGGAAAUCCUGUGGCCUGCUAAUUAUGGGGGUGGGGAAUAAUAUUAUUGGGAAUAAAUAACUUAAAUCCAUUUAACUUGCUGAUUUCCAAGGUUGCUUCCAUUGCCUGGUGUGGGAUCAUUUCCAGAGUAGUAAAUUGGUUGAUAAUUUCUUCUUGUUUGUAAUUAUUAAUCAUGGCAGCUCAUUUUGGUGGUUUUAAGCAGUUCUCUCUUGGCAUUUUAGAACUCGGUUUCCUGUAGAAGAGUGCAGAGAGAGGGUCUCUGUACUCUUGUGUGACAGUGCUCAGGUAUUUUUUUUUUUUUUUUUUUAAUUUCUGUUCAGCUGUCGGGAAGAAAUCUGAUUGCGCUGUAGGUAUUGGUCAUAGAGGAAAGUGAAGAUAAGAUCUCUAACUGAAUAGUGCCAGCUUGCAUUUAUUCAUAUUUGAGUUACCAGCUGAGGGUAUGAGUGACAAUGAAUUUCAUUUAGUUUGCUGUUUGUGAGCCAGUUGAUUUUAUGCCUUCAGUUUAAAUGCUGGAAAGCUGGUAAGUACGCUAAGCCACUUGGGUUUAGGUUGUUAAUGGCAAGCAUUAUUUUAAGGCUGUAAACUUUACUGAUAGCUGAUGUUUUACAGAGCAGAAUUCUGUAUUUGACUUUGGAAAUUGGAUUGAUUUAAACUAGCUAAGCCUUCAGCGCUUGCAAACCUCAGUCUGAACAAACUGUCAUUUUUUAAAUUACACAUAAUGAGUACUGCACUCUGCUUGGACAACUCGAAAGGAAAUGCCAAGAGAGAGUUUGUCAUGGGCUGAGAGCUUUUGAAAACUUACCGGCAUAGAACCAUAUGUGGCACAUGGGAAGCAAUCUUGGUGUUUAUGCUUUGAACCUGCUACAUGGAGAACAGGUCUGGCAUGCAAUUUGUGUGUAAUUCUGUAAGAACCAUUUGUGUAACACUGUUCAAACCAGCAGGACACAGUGUUUGGAUUGUAUUCAAUGUGAAGUUUUAAUUCCAGACUGAAUUCACAUCUUGAGUGUGUGAAGAGAGGAGUGAUUGAUGGAUUAUAUAUUUUUCUUUAUUUUGACAGGGGCAAGGGUUGUUUUGAGUUUCUGUUUUGAUUCAGUUUUAAACAUACCAUCCCAUGUUAUUGUUUCACUCAUGUCAACCGAGUUGACUUUUUAAAUGUAAACGAGAUGAACUCACUCUUCACGGAUUCUGCUUCGUAAGGAAAAUGAUAAAAAGGUAAAUUUAAAAGGAUUUGGUAUUUUGUGAAUGAUCUUUUAAAUAAAAGAACCUCAAAGAACCAUUGUUUCCCUGUAUUGUUGUUCUAAACUUUAAUUUGGGCAGAAGUGUGUCAUAGUGG
Messenger RNA from Megalops cyprinoides (Indo-Pacific tarpon), 3200 nucleotides. Its product is annotated as eukaryotic translation initiation factor 4H-like. The record is from RefSeq and is a predicted model, not a curated record. Gene Ontology annotation, molecular function: RNA binding. Lineage: Eukaryota; Metazoa; Chordata; Actinopteri; Elopiformes; Megalopidae. The transcript is spliced from 8 exons. Bases 43 to 795 code for a protein of 250 amino acids.